Lotus japonicus is the source of this 582-nucleotide messenger RNA. RefSeq names its product probable carboxylesterase 4, mitochondrial. Bases 1 to 582 code for a protein of 193 amino acids. The transcript has a single exon. NCBI's taxonomy places the organism in Eukaryota, Viridiplantae, Streptophyta, Magnoliopsida, Fabales, Fabaceae. Gene Ontology annotation, molecular function: hydrolase activity. The record is from RefSeq and is a predicted model, not a curated record.
AUGGAAGAAAAGGAGCACUCAACCAACCUCAUAGCUCACGAUUUCCCCGGCCACAUCCGUGUCUUCACCGAUGGCACAAUCCACAGGCUCACCGGCACCGACGUCGUCCCACCCUCCACCGACCCCCACUCCGUCGUUUCAUCCAAAGAUAUCACCCUCCACACCCACUCCAACAUUAUCCCCGCCCGUCUCUACCUCCCCACCGCCACCACCACCACCACCUUCCCCCUCCUCAUCUACUUCCACGGCGGCGGCUUCUGCUGCUCCUCCCCCUUCUCCACCACCUACCACAACUACCUCACCGUCGUCGUCGCCGACGCCAAAGUCCUCGCCGUCUCCGUCAGCUACCGCUUAGCGCCGGAGCACCCUCUCCCCGCCGCCUACGAGGAUUCCUGGGCCGCGCUCCAAUGGGUCGCGUCCCACCGUAGCAACAAUGGACUUGAGCCUUGGUUGAACAACCAUGCAGAUUUUUCUCGAGUCUUCUUGGCCAGAGACAACGCCGGCGCGAACAUAGCUCACAACUUGGCCAUGUUUGCUGGGGAUUCCGAUUCGGGGCUUGAAAUGGAUCAUCAACUCGGUUAA